AUGGCGGGAGCUCAGGGCGCAAACCAGCCAGGCCCGGCGCCAACCACGGCAGGGCCACAUCGUCACGACGUUAUCAACAAGUUGGAUCCUACCGUCGAUAGCCAAUCUGGAGGUGCUCGGGUCCUGGGCCCAGGGAUGAAUCCAUCAGCGCAGAGAGGGGCCGCUGCACCGAACAUUCACGAGCCUCGACACAUCUCCCAUCUGGCCAACGUCCUUGAUCCGCGGGUAGACAGCACCAAGACUGGAGAUGCCGUCCAGCAAGGUUCCGUGGCUCCUGGGGUUUCCGGCCAACCGCCAAACAACGCUCCGCAGGGCACGUAUGGACCGCACUCAACACGAGCUGCAAAUGCUCUGGAUCCGACGGUCGACUCUGGCUAUGCCGGCGACGGAGCUCGACCUCUUGCGCCUAAACCCGCCCCGAACACGGCCGGUCCUCAUCGCACCGACAUGAUGAACAAGCUCGACCCGACCGUCAACAGCCGAGCUGCGCAGCAGCAGCCUACCUAUAGGACUGCCUAG
Molecule: messenger RNA, 519 nt
Organism: Metarhizium album ARSEF 1941
Lineage: Eukaryota; Fungi; Ascomycota; Sordariomycetes; Hypocreales; Clavicipitaceae
Exons: 1
Coding region: 1-519 (172 amino acids)
Source: RefSeq, a predicted model, not a curated record